AUGCCCACUUUUAUCCGACAUAUUGGAACGAGACAUAUUGAUGGUCCAGCUUUCGUUGCCAAGAUUGACAUGGUCACUUGUUCUGCUCACUGCCGUGCAAACUUUGAUCCAUCAUCUGAAGAAUCGUUUCCAUGCGAAGGAUUCAACUUCCGUGCUGGACGAAAUCCAGUCUGUGAAUUCUUUCCAGCUACAGGAACCAAUGAAAACCACACUAAAUCUUUGAAAAUCGAAGAGGUUCCAACAUUUUAUUACGAAAAAGUGUGUCUCCAAAUAGCAAAAAGAUGUGAAGAAUCUGCGUAUAUGUUUGAUGUUAAAAAUGGAUAUAGAAUAGAUGAAACACCGAUUCGCAUAAUAAAUGCUUCAGCUGAAGGACAGUGUAUGGAAGAAUGUGUGAAGAUUCAAUGCAUGUCUUUCGGAUUUCAUCACGAUGCAAAACGAUGCUCAUUUUACAACUCGACACGAAGAGAUGCAGUUAUCAUCAAAGAUGUCAAAAUGGAUUACUAUGAGAACAACUGCGUGCACCCCACUGCUCGUUGUCCAAACGGGAGAAUCGAGUUCUUCGUGACCCGAAAAGCAGAUGUUCCUUCAUUCGGAAUCUCAUUGGGAGUCAAAAGUAUUCGAAGUUGUAUGCAAGCAUGUGUAAAUGCAGGUCAAUUCUACUGUAGAAGUGUUCAGUUUGAUUCCACAUCAAACGAAUGCUUUGUUUCCGAUGAGACUUCCGAUGUGGCAGUUCCGUCAACGACACUUGACAUUUUCGAACCAUUUUGUGUUCCUCGAAAAGAUGAAAACACUUGUAAUCGGCCAUAUUCAUUUGAGAAAAUGAUCACGACGAAGCUGAUGAAUUCCAGUAUUAUAAAGGAAAUUCAGAAUCAAUCAACUGAAAAAUGUCUUCAAAAAUGUAUAAAUCUGGAGAAUUGUAAAUCCGUGAAUUACAAUGUUCUCACAAGAUCUUGCCUCCUCUUGUCAACAUCCAAAUCAGAUAGUUCAACUGUCAGUGAUGAGAAUUUUGAUUACUAUGAUAGGUCAUGUCUUCACGUUGCACAAUCUGCCACGUCAUCAGCAUCUUCAUUCAUUCCACAUCCUCCGACACUUUAUCCAGAAGUUGCCACAGGAUACAAAAUGGUUGAACGAGGAAGACAGUUAUCUGAUAAGUUUGAGAACAGAACUGGAGUGGAAAAUGUUCAAGAUUGCUGGUCAAUCUGUGUGAAAUCAGAAGUUCCCUGCAAAUUGAUAUCCUUCUCUUCAUUCUCCAAUCAGUGUCUUCUCUCAACUUUGAACUCAACUGAAAUUUUGAGUGAUACACGAAAAUUCACGAAACCAUCAGAAUCUUUUGACACAUAUGCUACAAGUGCAUCUAAACCAACUACACCAUUUCCGUCUACCAUGAAAUCCACUUCCUCCACUCGUCCAGUGACUUCUACCGUUCCUACGACAACAAGAAUAACUACGAAAUCAAUGUCUAUGACGACUACUAAAUCAUUCAAAAGUACGGAAUCACUUGAAGAUUUGAAUAAUAUAUUUGAUAUCAACGAGAACUUUAUGGAUACAACAACUGCCAAUAGUCCGACAAGAUCUCGAGCCCAUGCUCUUCCAAAUGCUGAAACGAAAUCGAAAAACAAAAGUUCCGAAAGUACAUCGCUUCUUCCAAUUGAUCCAGAACUUGUUGGCCUAGAAGAUUCAACGCCAAUCCAACUCCCACUGUCUUCUGGAAUCGCACAUGUUGAUUUGACUCGAUUGUCAGUUGCAGCUAAUUGUCUUCCACAAGGAAUUAAUAUUACUUUUGAUUUAUCCGAAAAAACUAAGUACACAGGAGUUGUUUAUGCAUCGGAACGUUUCGAUCAAUGUCGCGUGUUCGUCAAGAACUCCUCAGCAUUCUCUAUCUUCAUUCCACGGCCGAAACAUAAUUCGUGGUGUAAUGCAGUUGAAUUGAACAAUGAAAUGUCUACAAUAAUAAUCAUGUCGAACGACCGUAUUCUACCGCAUGACGUGACGACAAAAGAUGAUUUGUUCUAUCAAGUUUCUUGUCAGUACAAUCCGAAUGACGAUGCAAGAGUGAGCAAGGGAAUCGUUGUUGGAGGUCCAUCUCCUGUUUUGAUAACAAAGAAAAGUCAAAUCCAUGAAAAGAUUUCACUUGAGAUAACGAAAGACGGUCAUUUGGUAGAAAGUGUUUUUGUCGGAGAAUCAUUAGUAGCCACUGUGAAAUCGAAUGUAUCAGCUGAUUUACUUCGAAUCGUUGAUUGCACCGCUCAUCGUGUUGGGGGAAAUGGACCACCUGCAUCUGUUAACUUGGUUGCUGAUGGAUGUGCUCUUUUACCAGCAAUUAUGUCACCAAUGAGAUUGACAUCAUCUGGUUGGCAGUCGUCACUUUCAGCUUUUCGAAUCGAUGGAUCCGAACAAAUCGACGUCGUUUGUAUUAUUUCAAUUUGCGAAGAAGAAAAAAAGUGUCCACCGAUGGCAUGUACUUCUCCGAAAGAGCGAGAAAUUCGUUCAACUUCCGAGGAAAACUCAAUAAGAGUGGAUCGUCGGCUGCUUGUUAAAGGAGAUAAAAACUAUGCGGGAUCUCAAAAAUUCUUUGCACCGAUUUGCAUCGAAUCAUCAUUCUAUCUUCCUGCAGUCAUUGUGUUUCUUUGUAGUCUUGCUUCGAUUCUCGUUUCAAUUUUUUUGGCUUUCAGAAAAAGACGAUUGAGAGAUGCUCAAGUCGAAGAGCUUCUAAGUACUCCAAUCCCCCAAGACAUUGGACCAAAGUAUAUCAAAACGAUGUCAAUGUGA
Caenorhabditis remanei is the source of this 2769-nucleotide messenger RNA. RefSeq lists its product as uncharacterized. The record is from RefSeq and is a predicted model, not a curated record. The transcript has 15 exons. Lineage: Eukaryota; Metazoa; Nematoda; Chromadorea; Rhabditida; Rhabditidae. The coding region runs from base 1 to 2769 and encodes 922 amino acids.